AUGUCCACCGCUACGGAGACGCAGUCCAUCAGUAGGACUCGUCGCGCAAAUUUGUCUCACACCACGAAAGUUGAGGAUAGAGGUACAUCGGAAGAGCUGGGCCACAAGCAACGAUCCGCCGAGGACAAGUUCUUUUGGACAUACACGGAGGAACCUCACCGCACUCGGCGGCAAGCUAUCAUAAAAUCACACAAAGAAAUCCUGCAACUGUGCGGUCCGGAACCGCUGACGAAAUAUGUCGUUCUCUUCGUCGUUCUGUUACAGGUUUUCUGCGCCUAUCUCCUCAAGGACUCUCCUGUUUUCUCAUGGCGCUUCUUCCUUACGGCAUACGUGAUCGGCGCCACUGCGAACCAGAAUCUCUUUCUCGCUAUCCACGAGAUCAGUCAUAAUUUGGCCUUCCGGACGGCCAUCUACAAUAGGCUUCUCGCCAUCUUCGCAAAUCUUCCUAUCGGGAUACCAUACUCGGCCGGAUUCCGACAGUACCAUUUGACACAUCAUAAGUCGUUGGGCGUGGAUGGCGUUGAUACAGAUCUCCCUACAGCACUCGAAGCGAUCUUCUUGGACUCGGUUUUCGGCAAAGCCUUCUUCUGCACCUUUCAGCUCUUGUUCUACGCCGUUCGCCCGAUGAUGGUGUACAAGAUUCCCUUUGGACCUAUCCACUAUUGCAAUAUCGCCGCUCAAAUCGUCUUCGAUAUCCUGAUCGUCCGAUAUUUGGGCUGGAGAGCUCUGUCCUAUCUGAUCAUGAGCUCAUUCCUGGCUGGUUCUCUUCACCCGUGUGCGGCACACUUCAUUUCGGAGCACUAUGUCUUUGCCAAAUCCACUCUGCAAGAUGGAAAGGUUCCGAAAGAUGUGCCAAUUCCAGAGACAUAUUCUUAUUACGGUCCACUCAACGUGCUCACUUACAAUGUGGGGUACCAUAACGAACACCAUGACUUUCCAGCGAUCCCUUGGACCCGAUUGCCCAAAGUCUAUGAGACCGCACGUGAAUUUUAUGAGCCUCUGCCGUACCACAGAAGCUGGCCUUUGGUGCUAUGGCAGUUCAUCACUGACAAAGAAGUCGGGAUGUGGUGUCGAGUCAAGAGAGCAGAAGGUGGGCGCAUCGUGGGAGGUUGGCAAGAUGCGGAGGUGCAGAGUUGA
Molecule: messenger RNA, 1137 nt
Organism: Fonsecaea multimorphosa CBS 102226
Lineage: Eukaryota; Fungi; Ascomycota; Eurotiomycetes; Chaetothyriales; Herpotrichiellaceae
Exons: 1
Coding region: 1-1137 (378 amino acids)
Biological process (GO): ceramide biosynthetic process
Cellular component (GO): membrane
Molecular function (GO): sphingolipid delta-4 desaturase activity
Source: RefSeq, a predicted model, not a curated record